Meyerozyma guilliermondii ATCC 6260 is the source of this 1806-nucleotide messenger RNA. RefSeq lists its product as uncharacterized. Bases 1 to 1806 code for a protein of 601 amino acids. The transcript has a single exon. The record is from RefSeq and is a predicted model, not a curated record. Lineage: Eukaryota; Fungi; Ascomycota; Pichiomycetes; Serinales; Debaryomycetaceae.
AUGGCUGAUUCAGAUGCCUCCAAACCACGCAGUGGUUGGUUCCAGUGGGCCCUGCGACGUCUCUGGCGAUUAGGGAGGCCAGGGAGACGUCCUGUGGUUUCUGAAAACGAAGAAAAGUACAAUGGCAACAACUUACCUACAAUUGGUGCUCCGGUUGCCUUGGUUCACGAAAAAAGAGAAGACAAAAAUCCACUGGAAACAGCCUUUAGGAGGAUAAACAAGGCUACAGUCGGACCAGAACUUCAAGAAAAAGAGCUGGUAGAUCUUGAACGAUCGAAAAAGUUGGCCGAACUCGAGAAACUAGUCAAUGACUUGAAAUCGUCAGCUGCAAGAAACACAGUAUCAACAGGUUCAAGCCAAACAUUCACAAAUCAAACGGGUUCAAACCAAACGUCCAUAAAUCAAACAGAUUCAAAGCAAGCAGUACCAGAUGCGACAGGCUCAAAGCAAGCAGCCUCAGUAUCAGUAAUAUCUUCUGCUCCUCGUGUUUUACCCGUGCAGAAACCAAGACCCAAUGUCUUUACGAAUACAUUGAACAAAAGAGCUCAAGAACUCCUUAUUCGUGACUUGCAAAAUGCGUCUGCUGCAGCGAUAGCUAAACAACGCGGUUUACGGCAGAAAUCAAAAAUCACGAAACCUGGUCUGCCAUCCACCAUUUCGAUUCCACGACCAACUGUGCCUACUAUGGGUCGUGGACCCAAAGUUUACAAAAAAAAGGUCACUUCAUCAAGUCCUCGGCCUGCUCAGAACUCUGGUCAGAACUCUGCCCAGAAUACUACUCCAAGACCAAGCGAUGCCAUAUCUCCUGCCUCAUCUUCUGCCUUACCUCCUGCCUCAUCUUCGGCCUCACCUUCUGCCGUACCUUCUGCUGUACCUUCUAGCUCACAUCCAGAAUCGCUUCCUUCGAGCUCUGUACCACAACCUAGUCCAAAGCCGCGAAUAGUGCUCACCGGAUUUGAUAAGCUCGUCUCCAACAAAAGGGAAAAAGAAAUAGCGGAACGAAUGAGAAUGUCUCGUCCUACAAUCUCGAUCCAGAGUAUCGUACGCACCAAUAAUACUGGCCCACCUCAGACAAAAGAUGUGGACUCAACUCAGACGAAAGAGGUGGAAGAAAACACUAGUUUCGGAGAAGAAUUUUACCACUCGUGGGUCAACGGUACGCCGCGAGACAACGUGCCUCAUACAAAGAAAGUGAAAGCUAUACGGAUUAAUCCUUCGUCAUCUGAGGGGUCCAGGUCUCCAUCACCCACAGGGACAAAACCCAGCAAGGUUGAUAAAAAGGAAAAACGAUUGUUCGUUUAUUCGGACUCUGAAGACGAAGAAGUCGAAGAAGUGAGCAACCACCAAAGUGACGAUGCUCCUGUCGCUAAAAGACAAAAACCCUCUUCAUCAUCUCAGGUGGCCGUCAUUACGCAACACACACCAAACAAAAACUUGGUCACUUUACCCCCAAUUGCCCAUCUUCAACAAUCAACUCCAAAUCAAGUUGUUCUUCCUCCAAUACGAAACCUCAACACAAAAUUUCAACUGUCACCACAACCUCAGCCUCCUACCCCACAGAAUGUCGAACAUAGGCUACAAUUAAAACUGGUGGGUCCAAGGCUGUCUCCAAUAGCUGCUCGCUACUCGCAAAGUUCCUCGCUGCAAAAUUCAUAUGCUAGUUCCCAAUCAGUACAAAACACUCCGGUUCAAUUUGAGCGACCUCGAGUUCUUCCUAUCAAACUGAAUUCCAGGCAGAUUGCUGAUGUGAUGCGAGAUCGCUACUCUCAGACAGAAAACACUAACGUGAACGGCCAGCUUAGUUAG